This is a messenger RNA of Dichotomopilus funicola, 3717 nucleotides long. RefSeq lists its product as uncharacterized. Gene Ontology annotation, molecular function: GTPase activator activity. Bases 1 to 3717 code for a protein of 1238 amino acids. Gene Ontology annotation, biological process: activation of GTPase activity. The transcript is spliced from 5 exons. The record is from RefSeq and is a predicted model, not a curated record. Lineage: Eukaryota; Fungi; Ascomycota; Sordariomycetes; Sordariales; Chaetomiaceae.
AUGGCCUCGUGGUACAAAGGUCUCCUAACCAACGCAUCCUCCAACAUCUCCAAAUUCCAACGCACCUAUUUCGGCGGCGAAUCCGACGGCGACACCGACGACGACACCCACGUCUGCCGUGUCCUGCGCGGCUACUACGCCGAAAAGGCCCCGCAGCAGCCCUUGCCUAGCUGGCUGCCGCCUGAUCCGCGCGCGCCGCCGCCUGUUGCGCAACAGCAGCAGCAGCAGACGGUUUUUGCGAAUAGUGGGCGGUAUGGGGGGUUUGGGGGUGGGCAGCAGGGCCAGGGGCAGGGGCAGCAGGGGUUGAGUAGUUUAUGGGGGGAUGGUGGGGGGAAUAAUGCUGGUGGUGCUGGUGGUGGACGAGGGCAGUUUGUGAAUAGUCGGAAUCCAUUUGCUGCGGGCGGUGGUGCUGGUGAUGUUGGGCAACGACCCGGGCUGGCGGGACAGCGGGCGGGGAGUUACCAGCCGCCUGGGAGUGGGAGGACCGACGCGGUGAGCCCGUCGGCGGGUGGUGGUGGUGGGACUGCGCAGGAGAAGUUGAAGCAGAGACUAUGGGGUGGCGGUGCUAGGACGACUAGCCCGGGCACUGGCGGACCGUUCCAGCCACCUGGGAGUCAACAGCCACAGCAAGCGUCAUCGCAGGCGUCGGGGAAUAGAUGGGGUUGGGGGAGUCAAGGACAACAAGGAGGAGGAGGAGGUGGUGGUGGUGGUGGUGGUGAUGGGGGAUAUGGCUCGCAAGGUGGGAGACAGGGGAGUCGGCCGGUGAUGAGUGCGAACGCGCCUUGGGCGGAUGGGGGGCUUGAUUACGCGGGCCCGGGGACUGGCGCGGGGGGUGGAGGGAGGAGUUAUGGACUUCCGAGUGGGCCUAGAGGGGGGUUGCCGACGGGCAGUCAGCAGAGCUGCUUUAGCUACGGUUGUACGCUACAAGCUUUAUCGACAAACAUGACCCGGAUCCCGAUAAUGACGUCGUUGCCGCCGCCGUCGUCGUCGUCGUCAAAUUUGGUGUCGUCCACGCAACAACAACAACUGUCGUCUGCCCAAAAUCAAAAUCCAUCACAACAGCCGCCGUCACAGCCCCAGCCCUCGCAGCUGUCAUCUCAAGCCUCGUCGCAACAACCGACCACAACCUCCUCCUUCUCGACCAUCUCCCAUCCACCUCGUCCAGCCUCUCCUUCGGGAAGCUUGUACGCCAUGAGCGACGACGAAGAAGGUGACUACGACACCAUCACCCACACCGAAACCGGCCGCGGCGUCAAGCUACUCUUCUCCAAGUCCAAGGUCUACGUCCACCCGACACCCUCCGCCCGCGACAACAUCCCCGGUUACAUUGCCCUGUUGCAACAGAAACGCCCAGCUACAGCAACAACCACAACCACAACCAACGACCGUCCCACGUCUUCCUCCUCUUCCUCCUUCGCCCCCCUCCCCCUAUCCCCCUCCAGCUCCCACAACCCCCGACCAGGCGGCCCAAGCGGCCCAUCCUCCUCCGACCUCCUCCUCGCCUGGCUCCCCGAAUCCGCCCUCGGCGACGCCGCCUCCAUCUACGUCAAAGUCGACCUCUGCGACGCCGACUCCCCGCCCAAACAAUCCUACCUCGUCCCCCCGCCACCCACCGUCACUUCCCACCCCGGCUCCGGCGCGGGGCACUAUGCCUUCGCCGUACCCGUGUCCGCCGUUUAUAGCUUGCUAGUGCGUCCGCCGAGCGUGGGGUGGUGGUACGGGAGUGUGAUUAUUAAUUCGCGCGCGGGGGAUUCGUUCCCGCCGCUGUUUUUUCAUGAUAAUGAGUGUCAGAGUACGAUGUUGGCUAAGAAGCGGCGGGCGAGGGAUAGGUUUGAUCCGUUUGGGGAAGGGGGGGAGAUGUUUUGGGGCGGGGAUGAGGUGUUGAGGUGGUUGAAGAGGUAUGUGGCUGUGGAGAGGAGUGUGGCGGAGCCGAAUGUGUAUUUGUUGGAGCCGAGUGAGGAGGAUAGUUUGGCGUUUGGGGGGAAGGGUGGGGGGAGUUAUAAUACAGCCGUUAGCGGUGGUGCGCAGGGGGUUGGUGUCCCGGGGCCAUCGAGAGGUGCAGCUGCUGCUGCCGGGAACAACAGAGACGGCGGCAUGGAUCCGUUCAUGAAAUUCGUCAAGGAGACCGGGUGGAAUAUCAUGGAAAAGUUCAGCAAGGUGACCACCUUCACGCGGCAAGCGGCGCAGGACGUGCUGGACAACCCGCGCAUGCCGCCGCAGGUCAGGCGGCUGAUGAUCAACCCGGAAGUGCAGACACUCCAAGAGGAGUUUGAUAGCGCGCGCAUCUACCUCGCCCGGUGGGCUAUGGGCAUCGCCGAGCAGAGCGAGCGCGACCGGAACCAGCGGAUAUGGACUGCGCGCGAGGUCAUGGAGCUUGAGGACACGGACGUCGGGGAGUUUGAGCUGCUCGACAGUACCAGCAGCCUGACGCUGGAACAGCUGAGGAAGACGGUCACGCUGAAGGAGUGGAAGACGUUUUUUGAUCCGCGGACGGGGCGGUUGUCUGUUACUGUUGACGAGGUCAAGGAACGUGUGUUUCAUGGUGGGCUCGACCCGGAUGACGGCGUGCGGAAGGAGGCUUGGUUGUUUCUGCUGGGUGUGUAUGAGUGGUAUAGCACGGCGGAUGAGCGUAAGGCGCAGGCUGCAUCGUUGAGGGAUGCUUAUAUCAAGCUUAAGGGUGCUUGGUGGGAGCGGCAGAUCGAUAAGGGUGGUGAGGGUGAGGAGGGCGAGUGGUGGAGGGAGCAACGGGGGCGGAUUGAAAAAGAUGUCCACCGCACCGACCGCAACGUCCCGAUCUUCGCCGGGGAGGACAUCCCCCACCCCGAUCCGGACUCCCCCUUCGCCGCCGUCGGCACCAACGUGCACAUGGAACAGCUGAAGGACAUGCUACUCACCUACAACGAGUACAACCGCGACCUGGGAUACGUCCAGGGCAUGUCUGACCUGCUCGCCCCCAUCUACGCCGUCCUCCAGGACGACGCCCUGGCCUUCUGGGGCUUCAAGUGUUUCAUGGACCGCAUGGAGCGCAAUUUCCUCCGCGACCAGUCCGGCAUGCGCGGCCAGCUACUUGCGCUCGACCACCUCGUGCAGUUUAUGGAUCCCAAGCUGUACGCGCACCUUGAGUCGGCGGAUAGCACGAAUUUCUUCUUCUUCUUCCGCAUGCUGCUGGUGUGGUAUAAACGCGAGUUUGACUGGAUGGAUGUGCUGCAUUUGUGGGAGGUGCUGUGGACGGAUUAUUUGAGCAGUAGUUUCCAUUUGUUUGUCGCCCUGGCUAUCUUGGAGAAACAUCGCGAUGUGAUUAUGACGCAUCUGAAGCACUUUGAUGAGGUGCUCAAGUACAUCAACGAACUCUCCACCACAAUCGACCUCGAAUCAACACUCAUCCGCGCCGAGGCCCUCUUCAGACGCUUCCAUCGCCUCGUCGACGCCAUCGACAAAAAGGAUAAUUUCCCAGCACCCCGGCGGCGCAUCUCGCAACCACCGCCAUCCGAUACUAGUGCAAGCGCAAACGCAAGUGGUGGUAGUAGUAAUAAUGCGAAGAAGAACACUGGCAAAGCACCCGCGCAACAGUCACCGCCAAAGGACCAGCAAAAGCCAAAGCAACCGGAAAGGGUGCUCACGCCGGAGUUGAGGAAAUUGUUGAGUAGGGAGGUGGAGGUGUUGCCGAGGAGGGAGGUCGCUAGGAAGGGGGAGGGGUUGGGUGGUAGGGGGAGGUGA